GGUGAGCGCAGCUGCCCCCCAGCCUCGGCCCUUCGCCCCCGGCCCGCGCUCCCGCUCCGGUCCCUGGGCUGGACGCUCCCCCGGGCCGCGUACACUCACCUAGGACCCCGGCCGGGAUGCCGAGCUCUGUCGAAGAUGCACUGGACACCGGAACACGCCCAGCCCCUCAACCAGUGGCCAGAGCAGCACCUGGACGUCUCCUCCACCACCCCGUCGCCGGCGCACAAGUUGGAGCUGCCGCCGGGGAGCCGCCAGCGCUGCCACUAUGCCUGGGCCCACGACGACAUCUCCGCCCUCACCGCCUCCAACCUGCUCAAGCGCUACGCCGAGAAAUACUCGGGGGUUCUCGACUCGCCCUACGAGCGCCCGGCCCUGGGCGGCUACGGCGACGCCGCCUUCCUCAACGGCGCCAAGGGGGACCCAGAUCCCUGGCCGGGGCCCGAGCCCCCGUCGCCGUACCCCCUGGCCUCUCUGCACGACGGCCUGCCGGGAACCAAACCGGGCGGCGGUUCCGGGGGCCUCGGGGGCUCCCCGGUUGUAGCCGGGAACCUGCCUGAACCCCUGUACGCCGGCAACGCGUGCGGCGGCCCGUCGGCGACGCCCGAGUACCCGGCGGGCUACGGCGGGGGGUACCUGACGCCCGGCUACUGCGCGCAGACGGGCGCCGCGCUGGCCCCGCCGCCCCCCGCCGCGCUGCUGCAGCCCCCGCCGCCGCCCGGGUACGCGCCGUCGGCGGCGCCGCUCUACAACUACGCGGCGGGCGGCUACGCCACGCAGCCCGGCUACGGAGCCUUGCCGCCGCCCCCGGCCGCGCCCCCGGCCCCCUACCUGCCCUCGGGGCUGGCGGCGCCCACGCCCCUCCCCGCGCCCGCUCCCUACGGCUUCCCGGCGGCGGCCGCUGCGCCCGGCGCCGAGGCCGGCGUGUCGCUGAAGCGCAAGGCGGCCGACGAGGGCGCGGAGAGCCGCUACCGCAAGUACGCGUACGAGCCCGCCAAGGGCCCCGCGGCCGACGGCGCCUCCUACCCGGCCGCGGACAACGGCGAGUGUCGGGGCAACGGGUUCCGGGCCAAGCCGCCCGCAGCCGCGGAGGAGGCGUCGGGCAAGUACGGCGGCGGCGGCGGCGGAGGCGUUCCAGUCAAGGUCUUGGGCUCCCCCGUCUACGGCCCGCAACUGGAACCCUUCGAAAAGUUCUCCACGGACCGGGCCCCCGGGCCCGCCGCCCGCGGGGCCUUCGCGGUGCCGUCGGGGGAGCCUCCCCAGCCUGCGGACCCGGGGGCGCUGGAGCUGGUGACCAGCAAGAUGGUGGACUGCGGGCCCCCGGUGCAGUGGGCGGACGUGGCCGGCCAGGGCGCAGUCAAGGCGGCGCUGGAGGAGGAGCUGGUGUGGCCCCUGCUGAGACCCCCGGCCUACCCCGGCGGCUCGCGCCCGCCGCGGACCGUGCUGCUGUUCGGGCCCCGGGGCGCGGGCAAGACGCUGCUCGGCCGCUGCCUCGCCACGCAGCUGGGGGCCACGCUGCUGCGCCUGCGCGGGACGAGCGUGGCCGCGCCGGGCGCCGCCGAGGGCGCGCGCCUCCUGCAGGCCGCCUUCGCGGCCGCGCGCCGCCGCCCGCCCGCCGUGCUGCUGCUCAGCGAGCUGGAGGCGCUGCUGCCGGCUCGCGACGACGGUGCGGGCGCGUCGCUGCAGGCGCCGCUGCUGGCCUGCCUGGACGGUAGCUGCGGCUCGCGGGCCGACGGCGUGCUCGUGGUGGGCACCACCUCGCGGCCCGCGGCCCUGGACGAGGCGACCCGCCGACGCUUCUUGCUGCGCUUCUACGUGGCGCUGCCCGACGGCCCGGCCCGCGGGCAGAUCCUGCAGAGGGCGCUGGCCCAGCAGGGCUGCGCGCUGAGCGAGCGGGAGCUCGCCGCCCUGGUGCAGGGCACCCAGGGCUUUUCCGGGGGCGAGCUGGGGCAGCUGUGCCAGCAGGCCGCGGCCGGGGCGGGCCUCCCGGGGCUGCAGCGCCCCAUCUCCUACAAAGACUUGGAGGCGGCUCUAGCCAAGGUGGGCCCUCGGGCUUCCCCCAAGGAGCUGGACUCUUUCUUGGAGUGGGACAAGAUGUACGGUUCCGGACACUGAUGGCGCGCCGGGGCGGGGGCCGUGGGGAGGCCUCCCGGCGCGUCGCCCUUCUUCCCGCCUCCGCCUCCGCCUAGGGGGAAAUGUCCUUGGCCAAACGAGUGAUGAAUGUGGGGUGGGGGACGGGAGGGCUCUGCCGGUGUGGUGUUUUUCGUGGGAAGGAAAAUGCUUCUGCCAGGCAGAUCGAUGCCAUAUACGCCGAGUACUCAGGUUUUCCCUAUUUAUUGUGGACGGGAAGCUCGCCAUCUCCGCCGGGCAGACCAGGCGCACCCGACAUGGGCUGGUCCCCGGGCCGAAGGGACUCCGGCUCUCUCGCCGUAACCACUUUUGUCUCCUCGCUCUCCGUGGCACCCUCCUCCCCCACUCCGCCUUCUCUGCAUUCGCUCCGUUUUCUCUCUUGUCGCUUUGUCACCGAUCUUCCCAUGCUGUUUCUGUCCCCUUUUGCCCCUCCCUCCCGUCCCCACCUCCAUCUAUCACCCGGUGUGCUUCUUUUUCUGUCCAGUUCGCUCCCGUGUCCCGGUGCCUUCCAGCCCUGGUGCUUUAGCCCCCUCCCUGCCUGCCUCAUGUCCUGCCUUCACACCGCAGUGUGUUGGCGCAGGAGGCUGGAGAGGGGCGUAGGGAGCCUUUCCACCCACCUUCCCUCCCUUACCAGGCCGAAACCUUGGGUCUUGGGGGGAAGAGGUUAGUAAAAAAAAACACCCAAAGAAGUUUUUUUUUGGUUUAUUUUGAAGGGAAGUCCCAGAAAUGUAGGUUGCUUAAUAUUUUAGACCUCUUAUUUUUGUAAGAUGUGUAGAAUUUGCUGUUUUUAUUUUGACAACUCAGGAAGAAAUUGACCUUAGAAAGAAUGUUAGACUUUGGCUGCUCUCCAUUUGUCCUCUAGCCACACCCAAGGGGAGCAAAUCUUCCCAGAUCACAGAGAAAGAGAGAGAGAGAGAGGGAGAGACACUUGGGGGGAGGGCAAACGCACUCGAGCUUGUUGUUCCUGGGACAGAAGCAGAAUGUAUCGCUAAGGGCUUCCUCCCCAGGUCCCAGCUUGCAGGCAGGGGCUAGGGGAGGAGCGGAACUUGAGAGAGUGGAUCUCGCUCCUUCCCUGCCUUUCUGGCCUGUGAGUCCCAACCCUCACCUUUAGGUUGUCUGGGAAGAGUUACUCCAAGUUGGGUUGCCCUUGCCCAUUUCCUGCCUCGGGUGACCUCAGGUCAUCUCCCUGGACACCUGCUUGGUCAGAGGUGUCCAAUAACCACCGACACUAAGAGGAUUCCCUUGGGCAUGAAGGUGGUCUGGCCCGAUACGAAAUCGACUACUAGGGGCUGAGCCACCUUCUCUGCUGAGAGUGGGGUGGGGGGCGCUCUGAGGAAGGGUGAGCAGGGCGUCCUGUACACUUAGGUGGAGAAGGUUCUGUAGGAAGUGUCUUUGUGUUCCCCUAGAGUGCUAGGUGUACAGCUGCAGGGCCUGGCGCAGGGUGUUUCCCCUGCCAUCGCCUCCACUUCCCGGCAGGCUGGGAGCCCUUCUCUGUGAGAAUCCAUUCCACCCAUUCCCUUCAUAGGGCUUCAGCUGUUUGUCCCCUCAGCCCAUUUCACAACUUGGGUCUUCGAGACCAAAGGAGGGGCCCCCCCUCUUCUCUGUCUCCCCCUAGCCACCCCUGCCUGCCCUACAGCUCCUACUCUGCCCCACUGUCCUGGAGAGGAGGGUGCUGUGAGCCGGGCGGCUGAGGGCAGGUGCUGGCCCAGAAGUGCUAACAGGAAGGCAAGCUGCUCUGUUCCCCUCCCCCUGCUGCGCGACCCUGUCCCUGGAGUGGGCUGACCAAGUGUAGAACUUGGUACCUCAAAGCAGACUGACGCAGGGUGUUGCUGUGAAAGCCCUUGGGAGUGAACAUGGGGUGAGGGGGCU
Messenger RNA from Jaculus jaculus (lesser Egyptian jerboa), 3996 nucleotides. RefSeq names its product fidgetin like 2 (gene Fignl2). The record is from RefSeq and is a predicted model, not a curated record. The coding region runs from base 136 to 2112 and encodes 658 amino acids. Gene Ontology annotation, molecular function: ATP binding; microtubule severing ATPase activity; ATP hydrolysis activity. The transcript has 2 exons. Lineage: Eukaryota; Metazoa; Chordata; Mammalia; Rodentia; Dipodidae.